UUAUCUCGCUCAGUAGCAUCGACUGCGGUUGAACGUGCCUUCUCGCAGGACCGGCAGCUCCUUCACUUUACUCGCAACCGACUCGCACGGUCAACAAUUCGUGCCUUUCUCUACCUCGGAGCCUGGAACAGAAGUGGUCUUCCGACCAUAUAG
Suillus subaureus is the source of this 153-nucleotide messenger RNA. RefSeq lists its product as uncharacterized. The record is from RefSeq and is a predicted model, not a curated record. The annotation marks the transcript as partial. Lineage: Eukaryota; Fungi; Basidiomycota; Agaricomycetes; Boletales; Suillaceae. The transcript has a single exon.